Xiphias gladius (swordfish) is the source of this 2269-nucleotide messenger RNA. Its product is annotated as tetratricopeptide repeat protein 16. Gene Ontology annotation, molecular function: protein binding. The coding region runs from base 1 to 2112 and encodes 703 amino acids. The transcript has 14 exons. The record is from RefSeq and is a predicted model, not a curated record. Lineage: Eukaryota; Metazoa; Chordata; Actinopteri; Istiophoriformes; Xiphiidae.
AUGAUAGUGAGGCUGGAGGCCACAGGACAGGAAAUCACAGCAUGGAUCGAGGAUAGAAGGAGGAAGAGGAAGAAAAGCCAGGCCAUCGUCAUCGGGCAUGUGAUGCUGAAUCAUCGUGGCCGGUUGUCAUACCCCAAACCAGGAGGCCUGGUCGUUGUCCAGCCGCAGCCGCGGGUCAGCGAUCUUGGUGAGUUCGGGGAUGGCGGGGGAGCUGUAGCCCAACACGAACCCGAAGCUCAUGGGACCCAGAACGGACGCAAACGUUGCCAGCAGGCAGAGGGGCAGAGUUUAUUUCCCACUGCCGUGUCAGAGGAGGAGCUGGAUGAGGCCGGGAGGAGAAGCACCUUCAGGCAGCUUUUUGGCUCCAGUAAAAUCUUUCUGGCACCGGGAGACAAACGCCCUCAGAGACCAGACCUACAGGGGAGCCUCGUCAUUCAGAGCAAGGCCGCCGAGCAUUACACAAAUGGAAAAGAGGCGAUGGGGAAGUUCCGGUAUGAGAAGGCUGUUGUCUGCUUCUCCAAAGCCAUCACACUGCAACCAGAACAGGCUCAGCUGUAUGUGGGUCAGGCCGAGGCCUACCUGCAGCUGUGUGACUUCCAGUCAGCAGCAGCCUGUUAUAAAAAGGCCUGGCUCCUGGAGCCCGGAGCUGUCGGCGACCGCUUGGCCUUCAUCUACUAUCUCCAGGGCCAGUGUUUGUUUGACCGAGGUCUUUUCCUGGAGGCUCUGGAGGCCUUCAGCAAGGCUGCUGAGGUGAAGCCCGGCUGCAGGGCCUAUGCAGUCAGAAGCCUGGCCUGUCUGACAGCUGCAGGUCACCACACUGACUGUCUGAAGCUGGUGAACGACUGGAUGGUGUCAGACGGUCCCACCGCUGACCUUUACACGCUCAGAGCCCGACUGCACCAGCGGCUCCGCCAGACAUCACGCUGUUAUCAGGACGUGAAGUCGGCGUUGGCGCUGAACCCGACGUGUCCAGAGGCUGGAGCACUGCUGCUGCAGCUGCAGCAAGCCGGUGAGCGGGCCAGACAAAAGGCUGUGGACCGAGCUUUGACUGGCCAGCUGCCUGGAGCCCUCCGCAUGAUCAAUGUCGCUCUGGAGAACUGCCCGCAGGACGGACGCCUCUACCUGUUCAGAGGGAUACUCUACCGACGUCUGAAAGACUUCACGGCCGCCAUCGAGGAUCUGGUCCAGGCUGUGGAGCUGAGCGAGAGUGAGGAGGGGGGUCGUAGGUCAGGCGACAAGAGGGAUGAGCGUGGCUCUUUGGAAGAGGAGGUGGAGUUUCAGCUGGUUCUCACCUACAAUGACUUUGCUGUUCAGUGCUUCAGUAGAGGCCUUUACGCUGAAGCAACUCUGCUCCUCAACAAGGCCAUCGAGGAGGAGAAGGGCCAGGCAGGCCUUUACCUGAACCGAGGAGACUGUUUUUUUAAGCAGGCUGAGUGGUGUUAUGCUCUGGCUGACUACCAGCAGGCUGAGGAGAUGAUGCGGCCUGAUGACCCUGCUAUCCGGCUGCGCCUCGCUGUCCUCCACAACACGUUGGGCACUUUUUGCUUCCAGGACGGGCGUUUCCAGGAGGCAGCUGACAUGUUUUCUCUGGCCAUCCAGUACAACCCCGCAGCCGGUCAGUACUACGAGAACAGAUCGAAGGCCUUCCGAAAGCUCCUAAACCUGGAGGGAGCCAGACAGGACUUCAUCUGCAUGCUGAUCCUGGAUCCCACCAACGAGGAGCUGCCUCCGAUGCUCAUGAAUCUGUUCCCCGGUUGCAGCGUGUCUGAUGUUUUGUCCAGUCCAGCAGGACAAGCAGUCAGAGUCCAGCUGAUGGAGUCCACGCAGGCCUGCAGCUCCUUCUCUGAGCAACAAAGACUGAGUGAGAAACUCCAAAAGAUGACUCUGACCAGUGAGAACACAGCGAGCCAAUCAGAAGACCCAUCUGGAGCAGGAGAGGAGCUGAAGUUGUGUGUAAACCAACAGGAGAUGCAGAUAAAUGUGAAGAGCCUUCUGCAGGUUACCGAGGCAACGCCAUCAUCUCUCUAUGACCAUCCAGCUGUGCACCACAUUGGGCCACACCUCCCCGAACACCACCCACCAUCACCAGGAACAGGACCAGUCCGCCUUUAGACACGAAGGGAGAUCGUACUACCACAAAAGAUUCGGGUUGUUUGGAGUCCACACCUCAGAAGUGAUAUUGGAAUUACACUGGGUUUAUUAUCAGUGUUGUUUUAUCUAUUUCCGAGUGCUGUGUUUUUUAUGUGCAUUUCUCUUUGUCUGAAACAUU